Molecule: messenger RNA, 2983 nt
Organism: Drosophila bipectinata
Lineage: Eukaryota; Metazoa; Arthropoda; Insecta; Diptera; Drosophilidae
Gene: Drgx
Product: Dorsal root ganglia homeobox
Biological process (GO): regulation of transcription by RNA polymerase II
Molecular function (GO): RNA polymerase II transcription regulatory region sequence-specific DNA binding; DNA-binding transcription factor activity, RNA polymerase II-specific
Source: RefSeq, a predicted model, not a curated record
AACCCUCAUCCUUGAUUCGGCCUAUUACCUCUCAGAUUGACUGUGAAAUUUGAAGUUGUAUCUUGAAGUUAUCCCAACAUCCUUUGUGAUUUCUCCACACACUCUUUGCUAGAACUUUUGGAAAACUUUUGGAGAAAGUGUUUAGACGCUCGAGGAAAGUUUCUCACCUUUGUCCUACGUGUGUUUCGUGCUGUGAAAACUGCGAAAAAGUUUCAAUCAAGCCAAUUAGGGCCAAAGAGCGCUCUAGGCCCAAGGCAAAGGAUUUUCUUCUGUGACACGCUUGAAGAAUUGCUGCCAAAAUUUUCACGGACGGUAAUAAGCUCGGUCCUGCAGCCGCGGGCAGAGGAAUGUUUUGCUACCAAUGUCCACCCGCCCUGCAUCCUUGCGGUCCGCAUCCGCCACGCCUGCCAACGCUCGACUAUCCUUUUGCGGCAACACAUCCUUAUACCAGCUACUCGUAUCAUCCUGCCAUCCACGAUGAGACUUUUGUCCGGCGGAAGCAGCGACGGAAUCGCACCACCUUCACACUGCAACAGCUGGAAGAACUGGAAACGGCCUUUGCCCAGACCCACUACCCAGACGUAUUCACUCGCGAGGAUCUGGCCAUGAAAAUCAACCUGACCGAGGCUAGGGUUCAGGUCUGGUUCCAGAACCGGAGGGCCAAGUGGCGCAAGGCCGAGAGGCUAAAGGACGAGCAGCGCAAGCGAGAAAAUGGGGAGAGCUCCAGCUCCCUGGAUAAGCUUCACGACUCUCGGGAAUCCUCGCCAGACAUCACGGGCGAAAUAGACGACGACAUGGAUGACCUGCCACCCCGCCAGCGAUCCCACAGUCCUCUGCCCAAUGGAGGCCUGGAACAACAGCAUUCCCUUUCCCACUCUCGCAGUCCUGGCGGUGGCAUGCAUCUGGACUCCAGCGACAACGAGCGGCCCCUGUCGUCCAAUCAGCUGACCGCCACGCCCCACUCCGCCUCUCAAUCGCUGGGCUCCAUUAGUGCCGGCUCGCCCUCGCCUUCAGGAUUGAGGGAUCGCAGUACGCCCAUGGCUGGGGGUGGUGGUGUCGGACCCAGUAGUCCCUCGAACUCCCGUAAUACAGAUUCCCCCAUCGAAGUGGGUGGCCCCAUGUCCCUGACCACGGGCUCCAGGAUGACCGGAGGUCCUUCCUCCAACAACUCGGCCUCGUCCACGCCCACACCCACAACACCGCACGCCCCCCAGCUGCCCCACACCUCGGCAGCGGCGGCCGCCGCCUUUGGAAGCCAUAUUUUCGGAAACUUUGGAGCCGGCAGCAGUGCCUCUGAUAGCAAUUGCGGCUUCCGUCCGGUGCUCAGCGAACAGAGCGCUGUGGCAGCUGCGGCGGCGGCAGCGGCCGCCCAGCGCAGCGCCAAUCAUCCACCGCUCUUCCUGCCGCCCCACCUGGCCGCCCAGUUCACCCAUCAACCCCUCUUCCCCGGCCUGAAAGGUGUUUCCCCCUUCCAGAGCCUGUGCUCCUGCUGCUCCCUGAAACCACCUCCACCGCCACCCACCUCCUCGGUGGUGGCGCCACUUAGUGUCCCCGUGAGCAGCAGCUCGGCGGCCAGCUCGCCUGAGUCUCCCAAGUCCUCUGGCCAAAAUUCUGGACAUGAUCCUCGCUCCAACUCGGUGGCCGAGCUGCGCCGCAAGGCCCAGGAACAUUCGGCAGCGCUGCUGCAGUCUCUUCAUGCGGCGGCGGCCGCAGGCUUGGCCUUCCCGGGCCUCCACUUGCCGCCCCUAUCCUUCGCCCAUCACCCGGCCUUGGGACAGCAUGUGAAUCACAAUAACAACAACACCCUCAGGAUGAAACACGAAGCGCAGGACAUGACAAUGAAUGGCUUGGGCACGGUGACAGGAUCCGGAUCAAUGCCAGGAGCUGCCUCGUCGGCAGCACUUCUGGACCUUGCCGAGUCGGCGGUGGCAUAUCAGCAACAACAGCAGCAAUCCCAACAGCAACAUGCAACACUUUCGCCCCCUACCACGCCCACUCAACAAGCCGUGGGCGUGGGAGCCACUGAAGGAUCCCCAGGACUGGGAGCCGGUCCUGGCGGAAACUCGAGCAAUUCUUUUAACGCAAAUGCGGUGCUAACCAAAAGCGAAUAAAUUGGAGAUGAAUAAUUGUGCAAUUUAAGAAUAAGUCAGGCCACUUUGCAGAUUUUGUUUGAUUUUAAAUAAUUAAAAUAUAACUUUUAAAUUACAGUGUAAAUGCCUUGAAUAAUUUCAUCAAAACUUUUCAUCAAAAUCUGAAAAAAGGAGCCUGUUACAAAAAUUUAAAGAAUUUUAAAAUAAAACUAAAGUAAGCUUAGCACUAGUUUACGUUUAUGUUAAUCAAAAAACCAAAAUAUACAUAUAUACAUGCAAAAAAUAAUUAAUAAUACAAAAAAUAUAAUAACACUUUAUAAAUAUAUAAACAAGCACUUAAAACUUUAUAAAUAUAUUAGAAGAAUAGGUAGAAAUUUGCUGUUUGUUGAACAAAUGAAUCAAAUAGAGGUUUUCUUGAAGAGAUAACCUUUGAUCUAAUACGACAUCAUUGGCCACAGCAGCAGACGUUCAAAUGAUUACCAAUAUCAAUUAACAAGCAUAUGCGUAUGAACACUAUAUAUAAAAAAAAAUAACAAAAACUAUAUAUAUUUCAAUAAAAAUCACUAUAAAAUAAAUAUGUAAAACACUAACAAUUAUAGAGUUAGCUAACAAAUCAUACAGAACAGAUACAUAGCCUAGCCUAAUCACACAGAAUCGGACACUAAUUAACGUAAGCGUCAAACCAAUAUUAAUUAAAGUUAAACAAGUUUAUGACUAAAAAAAAUAAAGAUGAACAUAUUAGGAUAAAAACAUCAUUCGUUUUGGGAAUUUGUUAAACUUUUCAGAGAUAUUCUUCAGCAAAAAUGUAAAUAGUCGACACGGGAAUAUGAAAUUAUUGAUGAACUUUAUUUAUUAAAAUUUACAAAUAAUUCAUUGGUAAGUAGUUUCCAUCA